This is a messenger RNA of Callorhinchus milii (elephant shark), 4182 nucleotides long. It is a transcript of the gene ipo5, whose product is annotated as karyopherin (importin) beta 3. Gene Ontology annotation, cellular component: cytoplasm; nucleus. The coding region runs from base 37 to 3318 and encodes 1093 amino acids. The record is from RefSeq and is a predicted model, not a curated record. Gene Ontology annotation, biological process: protein import into nucleus. Lineage: Eukaryota; Metazoa; Chordata; Chondrichthyes; Chimaeriformes; Callorhinchidae. Gene Ontology annotation, molecular function: small GTPase binding; nuclear import signal receptor activity. The transcript has 26 exons.
CCUCCUUCCCACCCUCUCACACACGCACACGGCGCCAUGGCGGAGCAGCAGCAGUUCUACCUCUUACUCAGCAACCUGCUGAACCCUGAUAACGCGAUCAGGAAACAGGCCGAGGAAGCUUAUGAGAAUAUCACAGGCCAGGCAAAGGUCACGUUUCUUCUGCAAGCACUUAGGAAUACAGCAGCUGGAGAAGAGGUAAGACAGAUGGCCGCAGUUUUAAUGCGCCGAAUGCUAUCUGCUUCGUUUGAAGAGGUGUAUCCAAACCUGCCAACUGAUGCACAGAAUGCUAUCAAGACAGAAUUACUUCUGGGAAUCCAAACAGAGGGGUCACCAAACAUCAGGAGGAAGACCUGUGACAUUGCAGCAGAGCUUUCUAGGAAUCUAAUUGAUGACGAUGGCAACAACCAGUGGCCAGAACUCCUGAAAUUUCUCUUUGAAUCGGUCAGCUCCCAGAAUGUGGGGUUACGUGAGGCUGCGUUGCAUAUUUUCUGGAAUUUUCCAGGAAUUUUUGGAAAUCAGCAGCAACAUUAUCUUGAAGUUAUCAAACGAAUGCUGCUUCAAUGCAUGCAGGACACUGAGAACCCAACAAUUCGUACUCUGGCUGCGAGGGCUGCAGCAGCAUUUGUGUUGGCAAAUGAAAAUAAUCUUCCCCUCCAAAAGCAUUUUUCUGAUAUGCUGCCUGGAAUAUUGCAGGCUGCGAAUGACUCUUGUUAUCAAAAUGAUGACUCUGUGUUGAAAUCUUUGGUGGAGCUUGCAGACACAGCACCUAAAUAUUUACGUCCUCAUCUGGAGGCAACUUUAACAUUGAGUCUCAAGAUCUGUGCAGACGUUAACCUGCAGAACAUGCAACGUCAGCUGGCACUUGAAGUCAUAGUAACUUUGUCAGAGACUGCCUCUGCAAUGCUGAGAAAGCACAGCAACAUUGUAUCACAGGCUAUUCCACAGAUGCUGACUAUGAUGGUGGAUUUAGAGGAUGAUGAGAACUGGUCAAAUUCAGAUGAACUGGAAGAUGAUGACUUUGACAGCAAUGCUGUUGCUGGUGAGAGUGCACUGGACAGAAUAGCCUGUGGCCUCGGUGGCAAAGUAGUGCUUCCACUGAUAAAAGAACAUAUCAUGCAAAUGUUGCAAAAUCCUGAAUGGAAGUAUAGACAUGCAGGCCUGAUGGCCUUAUCUGCUAUUGGGGAAGGUUGUCAUCAGCAGAUGGAAGGAAUCCUCAAUGAAAUAGUGAACUUUGUCUUGAUGUUUCUUCAAGAUCCUGUAAGUUCAGUUAGGUACGCAGCUUGUAAUGCAAUUGGCCAGAUGGCUACAGAUUUUGCACCAACGUUUCAAAGAAAAUUUCAUGACAAGGUGAUUUCGGCUCUUUUGCAAACUAUGGAAGAUCAAGCUAAUCCACGUGUUCAAGCUCAUGCUGCUGCUGCUCUAAUCAAUUUUACUGAAGACUGUCCUAAAACGCUGCUACUCCCCUACUUAGACAAUCUAGUAAACCAUCUACAUGUCAUCAUGGUUGCUAAAUUGCAAGAGCUGAUACAGAAGGGAACUAAGUUGGUAUUGGAGCAGGUUGUUACAUCCAUUGCUUCAGUGGCUGACACAGCAGAGGAGAAGUUUGUUCCAUAUUAUGAUUUAUUUAUGCCAUCGCUGAAGCACAUCGUAGAAAAUGCAAUACAGAAGGAGCUCCGACUACUGAGAGGAAAAACAAUUGAGUGCAUUAGCCUGAUAGGCCUUGCUGUCGGUAAAGAUAAGUUUAUGCAAGAUGCCUCGGAUGUGAUGCAGCUGCUUCUGAAAACUCAAACUGAUUCCAGUGAAUUGGAUGAUGAUGACCCUCAGAUCUCUUACAUGAUCUCCGCAUGGGCAAGAAUGUGUAAAAUCCUAGGGAAAGAGUUCCAGCAGUAUCUUCCUGUUGUUAUGGGACCACUGAUGAAGACUGCUUCGAUAAAACCCGAAGUGGCUCUCCUGGACACACAAGAUAUGGAGAACAUGAGUGAAGAUGAUGGAUGGGAAUUUGUGAAUCUUGGUGAUCAGCAGAGCUUUGGAAUCAAAACUGCAGGGUUAGAGGAAAAAGCAACUGCUUGUCAAAUGUUGGUAUGUUACGCUAAAGAACUGAAAGAAGGAUUUGCUGAGUACACAGAACAAGUGGUAAAGCUGAUGGUGCCACUUCUUAAAUUUUACUUCCACGAUGGUGUUCGUGUUGCAGCAGCUGAAUCGAUGCCUCUGCUCCUAGAAUGUGCUAGGGUUCAAGGACCCAAUUAUGUGACUCAAAUGUGGCAUUUUAUGUGUGAUUCCCUCAUCAAAGGAAUUGGUACAGAACCAGACUCUGACGUUCUUUCUGAAAUUAUGCAUUCUUUUGCAAAGUGUGUUGAGUUGAUGGGUGAAGGCUGUGUAAGCAGUGAACAUCUUGAAGAACUGGGAAAUAUUAUGAAGGGGAAACUAGAGGAGCACUUUAAAAAUCAAGAAUUAAGACAAGCAAAGAGACAAGAUGAAGACUAUGAUGAACAAGUUGAAGAAACCUUACAAGAUGAAGACGAAAGUGAUGUUUACAUCUUGACUAAAAUUUCAGACAUCUUGCACUCAUUGUUUAGCUGCUAUAAGGAAAAAGCACUGCCAUGGUUUGAACAACUUCUUCCACUAAUGGUCAACCUUAUUUGUCCGCAUAGACCAUGGCCAGACAAACAGUGGGGUUUAUGCAUAUUUGAUGAUGUGAUUGAACAUUGCAGUCCCACCUCAUUUAAAUAUGCAGAGUACUUCCUGAGGCCCAUGUUACAAUAUGUCUGUGACAACAGUCCUGAGGUGAGACAAGCAGCAGCUUAUGGCAUUGGAGUAAUGGCCCAAUUUGGUGGAGAGAACUACAGGCCAUUUUGCACUGAGGCAAUUCCCCUCCUAGUAGGAGUUAUACAAAUGGAAGGGUCGAAAACCAAAGAAAAUAUUAAUGCAACAGAAAAUUGCAUUUCUGCAGUCGGGAAAAUCAUGAAAUGUAGACCAGAGUGUGUAAACGUGAAUGAGUUCUUGCCUCACUGGCUAUCAUGGCUACCGCUGCAUGAAGACAAAGAAGAAGCAGUUCACACUUUCAAUUAUUUGUGUGAUCUUAUUGAAAGUAACAACCCAAUUGUCCUUGGACCUAAUAAUUCCAGUCUUCCCAGAAUAUUUGGCAUCAUUGCUGAUGGUCUUGCUAAUGAAGCUAUAAAGAAUGAAGAUGGCUGUAGUAAACGGUUGGCAAAUGUAAUUCGACAAGUACAGGGUUCGGGAGGAUUGUGGACAGAGUGUAUGUCAUCUCUUAAUGAAGCACAGCAGGCGGCUAUACAAAACCUGUUGAACAUUGCUUGAAUGGCCUUAAAUAGUCGCAACAUGCAAAAUCAUUCAUGAUUUGUCUUUUUCUCCCUCUUCUGUGAGAGAACUGUUAUGUGGGUCACUUAUGCAGACCGCAAUGUGUAGCAGGAAUCUCUAUGGCUCAACUCAUUGUGCAUUAGGACUGUUGCAAAUUACAGAGGAAAAAAAUAUUCAUACCCCUACAGCACUGAUACUUAUUUUUCUACUUGGUAUCACCAAAACAUGGCACAAAUGUAGUUGGUUUAAACCGGCUGUCUCAUUAACAGUAAUAAUUUUGAAAAAAAAUUGCUUCAGUGUUGGUGUGCUUUAAACUGGUAAAAUAUUUCUAUACAUCUAGUAUUGAACUACUAAAUAGUGUAUCAAUUGUUUUUCCGUUUCAAAGGUAGGAUAUAGAAUCUUCGGUCUCACGAACGCCAAAAUAGCCCAGCAUGCAAGAUCCUUCAUUUGUGCUAUCGUUUUGAUCAUUUUCUCCCUCCCCCUUAGCACUGACUCCUGUCCAGCGAAUAAUUCUGAAAUAUAAUUUUUUUUAACAUAUCCAGCAGCAUUUCAUCCACAUUGCCCAAUAAACAAUGACAAAAUGCAAUGGAAUUUCAUGUGAACUGCACCUUUAUUGAAUGCUAUUUUCAACUGGUGUCAUGUCUUUGAUUGCUGCUGAAUUAGUGACCAAUUUUCAGUUGUUGUAUGGUCGCGUAAUAUCCUACAAUACUGGUACUUUCAGUGCUGAUCUGAUUCCAAGCUCUGUUGGUGGGUGGGGGGGUGGGGGCAAAAUAGCAAUAGGAUAAAUAUAAAGAAAAUUUGCAAAAUGUCAUCUGCUUUAUUUUGCAACUUCAAAUUGCAAUAAUAAAGGUUAUGUUAACAAUU